Messenger RNA from Neurospora tetrasperma FGSC 2508, 3145 nucleotides. RefSeq lists its product as uncharacterized. Gene Ontology annotation, biological process: DNA-templated transcription. Gene Ontology annotation, molecular function: DNA binding; zinc ion binding. The record is from RefSeq and is a predicted model, not a curated record. NCBI's taxonomy places the organism in Eukaryota, Fungi, Ascomycota, Sordariomycetes, Sordariales, Sordariaceae. Bases 1 to 3060 code for a protein of 1019 amino acids. The transcript has 3 exons.
AUGUCGUCCUUGUCCAACCGAAUUGCUCUCUUGGAGAAGAUGCUGAGAGAAAGAGGCGUCGCCCCUCCUCCAGCCGUCCACCCUCCAAAGACGAGACAAGAAGCGAAAGAAAUGCAGGAACACGAAAAACACGAUGUUCGGUUCUGUGAAGACUUUGAGACUCCUGGCCCGAAUCAGGCCAAUUCCUCCAUGGUCGCAGAUUACCCCUCGCCACCAAAAUUCAGCGCGGAAGAAAGUUCGCCUCCCCAUGGAAGGGAGAUCUGCUUCUGGGGCCAUUACAACCCCGCGGUUCAAGUCGUGGACCGUGAAAUAUUCGAGUUAGGCCGAAAGAGCCAGAACCCGAGGCAUUACUCGGUAUUCCUUCAUAUCACGAUGCUUGCUGCCGGGUACCGAUUUGCGGAGCGAAACAGAGAAGAUGUGAAAAGGUUGAUGCUCGGGAGCUGGGAGAGCACGUUCCAUCGGGAGUCCAAGUCCAUGUUGGAUGCUGAACUGGAGAGACCAGGCGGCAUACCGAGCAUCCAGGCGCUCCUCAUCCUCGCAGACCUCGAAUUUGCCGCUGGCAGGGACGCAACCGGCUGGCUAUAUUCUGGUAUGGCAAACCGAUUGGCUAUCGACAUCGGACUGCACGUAAACGUGCCGGUCAGCGACAGUGAGGCUCUCAGGGCUGAAGAACCACUACGUCGGCGGGUCAUGACGGCGUGUGUUUUGUUCGACAGAUACUGGGCGCUUCUACUCGGCCGUUCCCCAAGCAUCCGGAAUCGCGACAUUGGCAUAGAGCUGGGGCUCAAGCCAAGGAAGGGCCCAGCCAUGCCGACUGCAUCACCCACGGCCCCUUUUGAUAUGGUGACGUCUCAGUCACCGGAGAUUUCCCUUCACCAACAUCUCCUCGAGCUCAUGAGCAUAGCGGCCAAGAUUCUGGAGAUGCAGAACCAACACGAAUAUACCGAGUUGUUGUUUGCAAACAACAAGGCAGGAGAGGAGGCCUACCAACGAUUGUUUGCGCUGGACAGAAAACUGCAAGCGUGGUACCGCCGCUUACCGGACUUUUUGGCCUGGAACCCCACCAACGUUCAAGCAGCGCCUGCUGGUUUCUUUAUGCUCCAUCAACAAUUCCAUACGUGCAUGAUUCUGCUUCACAGGCCUUGGGCUAUAUACGGUGAUGAGGACGGAUCAAAUUCUACCAGGUCAUAUGGUCAGUCCGGCGGGUCGCUCCCGGGCAUCAGCCAUCACCAUAGAGUUGCCAUUGCCCGCCGUAUGUGUACCCAGCAUGCCAUCCGCGUCGCCCGUAUCUUCUGGCACCACCGUCUCCGGUUCGACGGCAGGCGGCUACCCAUCUUCGCUAUCCAGCAGGCGGGCACGUCAGCGAUUGCUCUGAUGGCAGCCCUCGCGAACCGGACUGCUGAGCUUGACCAGCAGAGCAACCUACGAUACCUGCAGGUUUUGUCGGCGGCGAUAUACGACAUGUGCUAUAUCUACCAGCCGGCAGCGAGGAUGUACCGCCUGCUAAAAUCGAUGUUAGUAGACAUCCGCAACGAGGUUGUCACCGGCGUAAGCUAUCCUCACGCUCAGUCGAAGACGUCGCCAGAGGUGACAGCAUCGGCGCCUUCUCCGUUCCUUCAGUACACCCAUCAGAGAAGCUACAGUACUCCUAAUGUCGGCCUGAACUUUGGCGCCCCCGACUGGGCUACCCGCGGCUCGAUUCCCAGUAGUGGCGGAGACACCCAUGGCUACCUGCAAUUUUCUGGUCGGCAACAACCGGAGAAUGAUUUGUUUGAGGAGCACGGACAUCCUCCUCCAAAGAGACAGAGGUGCAAUGACCCGAGCCGAAGGGCAUCCGAUCUUGGUGGUUAUCUCACUCCUUCACUUUUUAAUACCGGUGGUUUUGGUGGCACCUCGUCAUAUCCUACACCGCCAUUGACUUCUCCUAGGGAUUCCGGGGAUGUUCAGGCCAAAGACGAUAACAUGCCGAUCCCGGACACGUACACUGACAACAACGCGCUCUUCGAUUUUGUAUUUUUGGAAGCCACGGCGCUUGAUACGGUAAUGGAGGAGCCGAGUGAGGAGCAGCAACAAGGAACAGAGGAGUCGAAUCAAGAGGAUGCCGAAACAGAUUCUGUUUCCAGAGCUGCUAGCACGCCAACUGUGUCUUCUCGCAGCCACAAGGAUGGCAGCGACACGGCAGAAGAGACUGCAGAUAUCCUUCUUGCUUCGGGCACUGAUGCCAACAGGACCGCCAUCGAGGAUAGCUCAGAUUCGGGGGGGCCAAAGAAUGAUCCGGGCAAGGCCUCCUCUGAAGCCACUCAGGAUUCCAAAGUCUCAAUCUCUGCCCCGGCACCAUUCACAGCUUCAGCUCAGGGAGAGGAUUCAGACAGCAACAUCAUCGAAGAAUGGCUUGCCGAGCCGUCACCCCCCAUCGCCGUAACAUCGAAUGCCAGCAAAACCAUCAACCCCGCCGCGCUUACAUCCAUGACAAACACCACCAUGGCGCCGAUGCCCACACUAACAACGACAAGCCACCACCACUUGGCCAGGUUCCAACAAAUCACUCAUGCCCACCAUCGUGCGCAGCAGUCCACAAACGUAGCACCCUAUAAACGAGACGCCCGCGUAACCAAGCAAGACCACCCGGACCUCUUUCCCAAAUUUGACAAGUCAGCCAUCAUCGACGCGCUGGUGUCGGCGGCGGGUAUAAACUUUGACCUGUCUCUUUGUCGAGAGGUGGAUGUUGAAGACGACGGGAAUUAUGACCAUGAGCAUGAGGAUGUUGAUGUUGUCAAUGAGCACGAUUUUGUGAGGGAAAAUCAAGGGGGUGCGGCAGGUGGUGGCAAAGAUGGAUGCGCGAAGGGAGGAGGAGAGGGCCCAAGCGGCGGAUCAGCAGCGUAUGGCGUCAGCUUGAGUGAUUUGCUGGGCAGCAUGGGAGGAGGAGGUCAUAGGGGUAAUAAGAGGAGGAUCAAGGAGGUUGAAGGGAGUUAUGGCGCUGGUCUUGGGUGUGGUUAUGCGACUGCGACGAGUGCUGCGAAGUUGGCGAGGAAUGUGGAGUUGGAUUAUUUGCGGUUUUGAGAGAAACUCUGGAUAUAGACUACUAGACUUUGGCUUUUGCUAGAGACAUAUCUACCUCAGACUUUGAAUGGAAUAGAGGCGAAUU